Messenger RNA from Branchiostoma floridae (Florida lancelet), 1900 nucleotides. RefSeq names its product pyruvate dehydrogenase protein X component-like. Gene Ontology annotation, molecular function: dihydrolipoyllysine-residue acetyltransferase activity. Gene Ontology annotation, biological process: pyruvate decarboxylation to acetyl-CoA. Gene Ontology annotation, cellular component: pyruvate dehydrogenase complex; mitochondrion. NCBI's taxonomy places the organism in Eukaryota, Metazoa, Chordata, Leptocardii, Amphioxiformes, Branchiostomatidae. The record is from RefSeq and is a predicted model, not a curated record. The transcript is spliced from 12 exons. The coding region runs from base 86 to 1543 and encodes 485 amino acids.
UGUGAGAAUUUUUAGUUUUAUCCUUGGGAAGUUUUGUCGAACCUGCGCGAGAUUCCGCGAGACUUGAGUUGGAGAGAAGGCCAUCAUGGCGUCCUCUGUCCUGUGGAGGACGUUAGGUCGGACCAAACUUCUACCUUCUCACACCUUAGGGCGCCCGGCAGGCUGCACAGAAUGGUACAGGAACUUUUACAGGACACCAGAAGUAUUCGGUGUAGCUCCAAUAAAGCUGCACAUGCCAGCCCUGUCCCCCACUAUGGAGGAAGGUACCAUCAUCUCAUGGCUGAAAAAGGAAGGAGACCCAAUUGCAGCUGGUGACCCACUGUGUGAGAUUGAGACAGACAAAGCAACACUUACAAUGGAUGCUGAUGAUGAUGGAGUCAUGGCCAAAAUUUUGGUCCCAGGGAACACAAAGAAUGUUCGUAUCAAUGAAUUGAUAGCCCUGAUGGUGGCUGAAGGAGAAGACCACACUCAGGUCGAUAUCCCAACAGAGACAGGCACUCCGUCUGCUGCAGUGGACACCCCUGCUGAUGCCCCUGUACCUACAGCCACAGAGGACACCUCCUCAUCAGAGUUUUCAUCCAUGAGACAUGUGGCAGGGGGAAAAGGACAUGUUGACCUGUCCCCUGCAGUAAGGUACUUGGUAGAUUCCAACGGUCUGGAUGCUGCAGCUAUUGUACCCACUGGUCCACAUGGAAGACUACUCAAAGGGGAUGUGUUGAAGUUCCUUGCUGGUGACCCCAGUUCUAGGAGACAAGAGGUGGUGGCUCCUACCAUGCCCUCUGCCCCCACCCCUUUGGCUGCUCCUCCCCCACCCCCUCCCCCAGUUACACACCCUGCAGUACCCCCUGCUGCAGCAGAGGAGGAUGAGUUUGUUGACAUCCCACACACAAGCAUGAGGAGGGUAAUAGCAAAAAGACUCACACAAUCAAAGACUACAGUGCCACAUGCCUACAGCAGUAUAGACUGUGAGAUGGGCUCAGUCCUGAGACUCAGAAAACAGCUACAAGGUUCUGGUGUAAAGGUUUCUGUGAAUGAUUUUAUCAUCAAGGCCGUUGGGCAGGCACUCAAGACGGUACCUGAGGUGAACGCUCAGUGGAUGGGGGAGGCGGUGCAGCUGCUCUCCAAUGUGGACAUAUCAGUUGCCGUGGCAACAGACAAAGGCUUGAUUACUCCCAUAGUAACAGAUGUACCAUCCAGGGGACUACAGAACAUCUCAGAAACUGUCAAGGAGCUGGCAGGGAGAGCACGGAUAGGUAAACUCCUGCCUCAGGAGUACCAAGGAGGCACAUUCAGUGUUUCCAACCUGGGGAUGUUUGGCAUCAGCCAGUUCAGUGCCAUCAUCAACCCCCCACAGUCCUGUAUCAUGGCGAUCGGCGGCUCACGUGUCCUGGUGGAGCCCACGGAGGAUGGACACACAACAAAAACUGUCAUGACUGUGACACUCUGUUCUGACUCCAGAGUAGUGGAUGAUGCCCUGGCCUCCACCUUUCUGGAGAACUUUAAAGAAAACUUGGAGAAUCCUUUCAAAGCAGCAUUGUUAUGAUCAUAUAUACCUAUGAUACUAGUGUUAGGAUCAAAUUCUUGUGAUACUUAGACUUGUUUUCCUGUGCAAUCAAGGUAAUUACAGCAAGUCUUGUAGAAACCUCCUCUUCAGUUUGUGAAAAAGUCUUUCAAAAAGAACAUGUUGGCAUGUUUAGAGAAUCUUUCAGUUUCAGUCCUAUUUAAUUGAAAGCUUGUUGUAAAAAAAAACAAAUUGUUCUUAAAUGUAUUAUUUUAUAGAUUGAAAAUGUAUUGACCAUGAAUAUUGAAUUUGUUAGUUCUACACUGUUGUCACAAAUGAGCUUCAGAUUGUUGGAAUUAAACCACUAGCAGGAAAGUUGUGCUUUAUUUAUGAAGAAGA